Molecule: messenger RNA, 3354 nt
Organism: Diutina rugosa
Lineage: Eukaryota; Fungi; Ascomycota; Pichiomycetes; Serinales; Debaryomycetaceae
Gene: GDE1
Product: glycerophosphocholine phosphodiesterase
Exons: 1
Coding region: 1-3354 (1117 amino acids)
Biological process (GO): glycerophospholipid catabolic process
Molecular function (GO): protein binding; glycerophosphocholine phosphodiesterase activity
Source: RefSeq, a predicted model, not a curated record
AUGAAGUUUGGCAAAAACUUGCUCACCCACCAGAUCCCGCAAUGGCUGGUGUACUACAUCAACUAUAAGCUGUUGAAGAAGAUCAUCAACCAGGUCGCCACCACCGACGACCUCGAGCUGGUGCUUUCUCUUUUCUUCUAUGAGUUGGACCGCAACGUCGAGAAUGUCGACGAGUUCUAUUCGAUGAAACUGAUGGAGUACGGCAAACGGAUGAGACGGGUGGUGCUGGCGUUGGGGUAUAACUCCCAUACCCAUAAGCUUACCAAAGAGAUCGAAGUGAAAGACGAAUUGGAUGAAGUGGUGCUGAUCUUGAGGGAAAUGGCCACCACGUUGAGAAACUUACAGUGGUUCGGUGAGAUUAACUACCGUGGUUUUGUGAAGAUCUUGAAGAAAUUGGAUAAGAAACUUGGCGCCGACGCCGAUAAUAAGGCUACCUAUCUCCACCUGCGCAUUGACCCGUUACCGUUCGCUCGUGGCAAAGAUGUUCAAGGUUAUUUGGAUACGAUCCACUCGAUCUUGGCCGAGCUCGGCGCCGACAACGCCGACGGCCUGGUGCUGCCGAAACACCCCGCCAACACUCGCCACGCGGAAAUGACGGAAGCCAUUCAAAAUAAGGAUUCGAAACAACUCCAACAAUUGCUUUCAGCGCCGGAAUCCGUGGGUGCUCGCGUGCUCACUUCUCUCUUGAUUAAAGCCACCACGAGAAGCACUCCCGAGUGUAUUGAUCUACUCAUUGAGGAAUUAAAGCGGACUCAAGGGAACCCUUUUGCUGAUAAAGCCGAUAUUUCUCGCCGUACCUUCUUCCACCAAUUAAUCAUCCAUUGGGGGAAACACCAUGGUCCUGACCAGCCCUGUGACGGUCUUGAAUACGUGUUAUCCAAGUACGGCGACUUAUACCAGCACGAAGUCAUCCACAAGGACCUGUACCAACGUACGCCGCUCCACUAUGCUGCUGAGUAUGGUCUUAAGGAUGCGGUUAUUGUCCUUAUUACAUUCCUCAAACAACACAGCCUCAUUGGAGUGGGUCUCCCCUUAGACCACAUUGAUACCUGGGGCGACCAGGACGGGAUGACUCCGCUUCAUUUAGCCGUGAUUGGCCACCACCCACAAACUACUCGCAAUUUGAUUAAGGAGUCGGCCACCCCGUUACUGUGUCCGGAACUUGUCCUCUUGGCAGCAAGAAACCCUAGUCCCGUCAUCGUCGAGGAUUUAAUCACUUCCGGAGGCAUUGACGUCAAUUACUCCGACCAUGACCACCACGGGGAAACGGCAUUACACAUCGCUUGUAAGUAUAACCACGUGGAAGUGGCUGAGUUCCUUUUGAGUAACGAUGCUGACCCUGAGAUUGGUGAACUGGUAUUUGGGUGGACUCCCAUCUUCAUUGCUGCCAACGAAGGGUUCACUCGUUUAGUGAAGUUAUUGCUUGAGUUUGGCGCUAAGGUCGAUACCGUUGACGAUUCCGGGUGGCUUCCCAUGGAACACCUGUGUCUUCGUGGUCACUUAGAUACCGCUGAGCUUCUCCGCCCAAGGGACAGUUCGUUAUUGCUUUACGACAUGUACUCUCCUGAGAACAAUGUCGAGCGGAAACUCCCUGAAGAGCUCCACCGGCUGUCGCUGCUGGUGGACAUUUUGCCCGAACACUCACGCAGUGUGUAUAACAAAGUGUACCAGCAGUUGAGCCGCAAACCCAAGUCUGAACCUCAACCGAUUAAGCUGUUUGGCCACAAAUACUUGGGUAACGGGGAACUGAUGGUGCUCAUCACGUUAGGGCUGACGGAUAUGCGCCAAACACAGCUGCCAGUGACGUUACACGAUGUGCUGCUUCCUCACACUCUGGCUCUCGACACAGCAUUAUCGUUGCUGAUCACGUGUAAGCAUCGUCGUACCAAUCAAGUGGUGGACCAGCCGGUAGUGGUGGAUUUACCGUUGGACGAUUUCCAUGCUUCUGCUACUGACCCCGUCACUUUCACUGUGCCCAGCUCGGUGGAUGUGGACGACUUAUCGGUACUGUUUGACCUUGUUCCCACCUACCAAUUCCACCAUCAACGCCAACUGCUUGGUAGAGCAGUAGCUUUCUUGAAGGAUUUGUACACUCCGGUUGGGGCUAAUCUUCGCUCUUUGCACCGUACGGUGACUCUUCCGAUCAUGGACCGGACCACUAUGGACACUAUUGGUGAAGUUCGUUUUGAAUACCUCCCCAUUUCCAGCUUUGGCCACCCGGCUAUGGCGAUUACUCCGACGGAAACUUACUGGAAACAAUUGGUAUCGACACGAGUGAUUGGUCACCGUGGUUUGGGUAAAAACUUCAACCGCAAACUGCUUCAAUUGGGUGAGAACACCGUCGAACUGUUCAUCGCGGCUGCGUCUUUGGGGGCGCUGUACGUCGAGUUUGAUGUCCAGUUGACUAAAGAUAUGGUCCCCGUCGUCUACCAUGACUUCACCGUAGCGGAACUGGGGGUGGAUAUCCCCAUGAACGCAUUGACGUUGGAACAGUUCUUGGGCUUAAACGAAGAGAAAUCCGAUAAGGAAAAGCACCUGUUGGAUGACGCCGCUCUUGUGGGCCUUCACAAGCCGAGACUGUACCCGCUGGCCCCCAAUUUCCAUGCUAAGCGUACUCCUUCAGUGGAAGAUGCGAUCGAUGUGGAGUUCAGAGAUACCAUCAGUCGGCGGAUGAAACUUACUAAGACGUGGAAAUCUCAAGGUUUCAAGGGUAACGCCCGUGGUCUCUCAGUGGCGCUGAGCUUUGUCACCUUGAAAGAGUUAUUCGCCAAAUUACCGUCAAAUGUCGGCUUCAAUAUCGAGCUUAAGUACCCGAUGUUGGACGAGGCGGAAAUGGAACAAAUGGGAGAAGUCGCCGUCGAUUUAAACACCUACGUUGAUACUAUCUUGAAGGUGAUUUACGAUGCUAACCUCACCAACCGCGAUAUUCUCUUCUCGCUGUUCCACCCCGACGUGUGUGUGCUUUUGUCACUUAAGCAACCUCUGAUUCCCAUCUUGUUCCUUACUGAAGCUGGUACUGCUCCCAUGGCCGAUAUCAGAGCUCUGUCGUUGCAAAACGCCAUUAGGUUUGCUAAGAAAUGGAACCUCUUGGGGAUCGUGCUGGCGGCAGGGACGUUGGUGAAGUGCCCUCGUUUAGCGCAAGUGGUGAAGCUGCUGGGCCUUGUGUGUGUCACUUACGGCGUGGAGAAUAACGACCCGGAAUUGGCCAAGAUCCAGAUGAAAGCCGGUGUGGACGCGGUGAUCGCCGACCUGGUGUUGGCAGUAAGAGAAGGAAUCCGUAAGGACCAAGAAAAGCUCAAUGAGUUGGAAGAGUCGUCGAGAAGUAUCAGUCCGGCGCAAACAGUGGUGGCGUAA